GAUUGCUCGAUGCCGAAAGUUUACCUUAUAUGGAAGGAGCCGGCCGCAGUGCCGGGUAUAAAACUGUGUUCCAGCUCACGCACAGUAUUGUGAGUUUUCAGUGCACGCUGAGAAGAUCUUCACACCCCUUGUUCACAGUAACCUACUAAUACACAGCCAUGGAUGAGGAAAUCGCUGCCCUGGUCGUUGACAACGGCUCCGGUAUGUGCAAAGCCGGUUUUGCUGGAGAUGAUGCCCCUCGUGCUGUCUUCCCCUCCAUUGUUGGCCGACCCAGGCAUCAGGGAGUGAUGGUUGGCAUGGGACAGAAGGACUCCUAUGUGGGAGAUGAGGCCCAGAGCAAGAGAGGUAUCCUGACCCUUAAAUAUCCUAUUGAGCACGGUAUUGUGACCAACUGGGAUGAUAUGGAGAAGAUCUGGCACCACACUUUCUACAACGAGCUGCGUGUUGCCCCUGAGGAGCACCCUGUCCUGCUGACAGAGGCUCCCCUCAAUCCCAAAGCCAACAGGGAGAAGAUGACACAGAUCAUGUUUGAGACCUUCAACACCCCUGCCAUGUAUGUGGCCAUCCAGGCUGUGCUCUCCCUGUACGCUUCUGGUCGUACUACUGGUAUCGUGAUGGACUCUGGUGAUGGUGUGACCCACACCGUGCCCAUCUACGAGGGUUAUGCUCUUCCCCACGCCAUCCUGCGUUUGGAUCUGGCUGGUCGUGACCUGACAGACUACCUGAUGAAGAUCCUGACCGAGCGUGGCUACAGCUUCACCACCACGGCCGAGAGAGAAAUUGUCCGUGACAUCAAGGAGAAGCUGUGCUAUGUGGCCCUGGACUUCGAGCAGGAGAUGGGAACCGCUGCCUCCUCUUCCUCCCUGGAGAAGAGCUACGAGCUGCCUGACGGGCAGGUCAUCACCAUCGGCAAUGAGCGUUUCCGUUGCCCUGAGGCUCUCUUCCAGCCUUCCUUCCUGGGUAUGGAAUCUUGCGGUAUCCAUGAGACUACCUUCAACUCCAUCAUGAAGUGUGAUGUGGACAUCCGUAAAGACCUGUAUGCCAACACCGUGCUGUCUGGAGGUACCACCAUGUACCCUGGCAUUGCUGACCGUAUGCAGAAGGAGAUCACCUCCCUUGCUCCCUCCACCAUGAAGAUCAAGAUCAUUGCUCCCCCUGAGCGCAAAUACUCUGUCUGGAUUGGUGGCUCCAUCCUGGCCUCUCUGUCCACCUUCCAGCAGAUGUGGAUCAGCAAGCAGGAGUACGAUGAGUCUGGCCCUUCCAUCGUCCACAGGAAGUGCUUCUAAACAGAACUGUUGCCACCAUAAAUGGCCAUGCAGUAGGAUUCAAUCGAACGACCAAUCCAAACCUCUCAAACAAGAUGACAUCAGCAUGGCUUCUGCUCUGUAUGGCGCAUUGACUCAGGAUGCGGAAACUGGAAAGGGAGGUAGUUGAUUUACAGGGGGAAGAGCUUUCCCCGAGAGGACUUCAAUGUACAUUUCUUCUUCUUUUAGUCAUUCCAGAAGCGUCUACCACUUCGCCCUCAUCACUGUGGGCAAUACAUGACCUUUGUUAUAGUGUUUAUAAAUUAUGUACUCGAUGCAUUGUUUAAUUUUUUUUUUUUUUUUGUACUUCAGCCUUAAACUUGGCACAGUUUGUUGCAAUUACGGGGAAAGCUUUACCUUUUAAACGUGAAGAUCUUGCAGGACUCCCCUAGGGAAUGUGAAUGAGGGAUGUCCCUUGUGUAUGUAAGCCAGGGUGUCUCUGUACACUGACAAGUAAACCCAAAUAAAACGUGCACAUGUAAAACCACA
Molecule: messenger RNA, 1793 nt
Organism: Cyprinus carpio (common carp)
Lineage: Eukaryota; Metazoa; Chordata; Actinopteri; Cypriniformes; Cyprinidae
Gene: actb1
Product: actin, beta 1
Source: RefSeq, a predicted model, not a curated record